AUGGAUCAGCCGAGCUAUACCUAUGAGGACGAAGAUGAGUACGAGUACGAGUAUGAAGAUACUGAGACAGAGACUUUUCUCGUGGACCUGGAUCUUUCUUCGUUGAACCCGCCCACCAAAUCAAAUGUGCCCGGAGCCCCAAAACCAGCGGUGCCUGCCAAAAGGCCUCUCGACAGAUCUGAUCCCCAACGUGGGACGCCCGACCGAGAUGCCCCGACUCCAAACAUGGCAGAACCCGUCGAGGACGAAGGUCGCGACUUGCAAGAUCGGCCAUCCACCCCAUUCGCCGACGUCGAGGAUCAUGAAGGUGAAGACGGAGUAUCACCAUUUUCUACACACGUACAGAUCCUCGAUCUCAGCAGCAGCAACCCGAUAAUCUCCUACCUGGGCCAAGUCUACAGUUGUACAUGGACGGACAUGAUCGGCACCAACAUGUUUUUCACAAAGCCGGGGACGGCUAAUGCUGCUGCCACAAUGCAAUCGACAGAUGACUAUGAUCUGUUGGGCAUGUCGAGGAUCAAACUCGUCGGUGAUCGGGCUUCUGUGUCCCAGAAGGCAAGGCCAAAACAGGAUCCCCACGGAGAAGAUGAUUACGCCGAAGGACAGCCGACUGUCCAGGAAGACGAGCCAAGUGGCCGGAGUCUCGGGAGGCUUAUCCAUAGCAAUCCGAAAAAUAAUGCUCGUAUCAAGAAACAAGCAACAUUUCUGGAGAAGCUCAUGGACCUUAAGAGACAGCGUGGAGAAACAGACAUUGUGAGGACGUAUGUGGAUGAGGCGAUUGCGUCAAACAACAGCCUAAGUCUGCCGCAAACGAUACAUUCCGAGAUUGAAGAGUUGAAUCGCAGGGUGAUCAAAGGAGACGCAGAAGCCCUAGCAAGGCUUCAGGAAGUCUAUUCUCGAUCUGAAAACCAAGACACAGAGCUAGAAGGAAUGUCCCGCGGCCUGCAGGAAGAGGAUGGCUGA
Capronia coronata CBS 617.96 is the source of this 963-nucleotide messenger RNA. RefSeq lists its product as uncharacterized. The coding region runs from base 1 to 963 and encodes 320 amino acids. The record is from RefSeq and is a predicted model, not a curated record. The transcript has 2 exons. Lineage: Eukaryota; Fungi; Ascomycota; Eurotiomycetes; Chaetothyriales; Herpotrichiellaceae.